Messenger RNA from Triticum aestivum (bread wheat), 3112 nucleotides. Its product is annotated as ABC transporter C family member 10. Gene Ontology annotation, molecular function: ABC-type transporter activity; ATP binding; ATP hydrolysis activity. Gene Ontology annotation, cellular component: membrane. Gene Ontology annotation, biological process: transmembrane transport. The transcript has 6 exons. Lineage: Eukaryota; Viridiplantae; Streptophyta; Magnoliopsida; Poales; Poaceae. The record is from RefSeq and is a predicted model, not a curated record. The coding region runs from base 61 to 2622 and encodes 853 amino acids.
UGGAGAGACCUGAGAAGAUUGUCGGUGGCUUAACCCCGACAACUGAACCAAAUCAGAAAGAUGCGCAUUAGCCAGGAGGAGUUAUAUAUGCCCGUUUUUCCCCCCGGCUGUUACAUGCUUUUUGUGUGGCCUUUAUCCCACAAAAAUAAGCUCCUUACGCGCCGUGAUACCCUGAUCAGAAGACAACACAUGCAUGAGGAUUCUUGCUUGUUGUGUUGUGAGAAAGAGACCUGCCAACCAAUAUCAAUUCUCUUGCUGUCAUGUGGUACAACUUACAAGUGGCGUGGAAAGAAAUUUUCAAUGUGCUUCAGCCUUCAAUGCUCUGAAUUUGUUAAUUUUGAAUCUAUGACUAGAGUUUGGCUCAGCAAUGCCAAUAAUGCUGCUUUGAAUGCGAUUACUGCUGGUGAUGUGGCGGCGACCGUCGGGGUAACUCAAACGCAGGAGACCGUCGUGUCCCAAACUGAACUCGCAGACCCUGGAAAAAGUGCCUGCUCCCUUAUGGAGGAAGCAAAGAUGGUGGAAGCUCCCCAGCUCAGCUGGCAACGAAGAAAUGAAGGACCACACUUCUGCUGGGGCCGAUCACCACCGUGGCAACACGCGGUGCUGUUAUGCUCAGAUUUACCUCUGCCUUUGGCUGUUGGGUUUGUUGUUUCUGCCUAUGCAUGUGGCUGGUUUUAUUUUGAUGGAUGGAGUACACCACUUCCGCUACCUAUGCUGAAGCUGAUUUUUUCAGAUGGUGGGGCAGCUGAUUCUGCGAGUCAGGUGACUCCAUUCGCUAAAGCUGGGUUUUUCAGCAAGAUCUCAUUUUGGUGGUUGAAUCCUCUAAUGAAGAUGGGCUACAAGAAACCCCUUCAGGACAAAGACAUGCCACUUCUAGGCACCACAGAUCGAGCACGCAACCAGUACAUGAUGUUCAUGGAGAAGCUGAAUGGCAAGAAGCAGUCGCCGUCACAUGACACACCAUCAUUCUUCUGGACUAUUGUUUCUUCUCACAAGCGUGCCAUCUUGGUCUCUGGUUUCUUUGCUUUGCUCAAGGUUCUCACGUUAUCGACAGGCCCAAUAAUUCUCAAGGCAUUCAUCAAUGUCUCACUUGGGAAAGGGACCUUUAAACACGAAGGCUAUGUGCUCGCUGCGUUAAUGUUCGUCUGCAAAUGCUGUGAAUCAUUGUCACAGAGACAGUGGUAUUUCCGCACUCGGAGAUUAGGACUGCAGGUGAGGUCACUCCUAUCGGCAGCUAUUUAUAAGAAACAACAAAAGCUAUCGAAUGCAGCAAAAAUGAAGCACUCUUCUGGAGAAAUUAUGAACUAUGUGACUGUCGACGCGUAUCGGAUUGGGGAAUUCCCUUACUGGUUCCAUCAAUCAUGGGCAACAAGUGUUCAGCUCUGCAUUGCUCUGGCAAUUCUAUACAAUGCGGUUGGUGCUGCAAUGAUUUCAUCUUUAGUUGUCAUUAUUAUCACUGUACUGUGCAGCGUUCCAUUGGCCAGACUGCAACACAAAUUUCAGAGUAAAUUUAUGGAAGCACAAGAUGUGAGAUUGAAGGCCAUGUCUAAGUCAUUAGUUCAUAUGAAGAUCUUGAAACUUUAUGCAUGGGAAGCUCACUUCAAGAAGGUCAUCGAGGGAUUGAGGGAGGUUGAGUACAAGUGGUUGUCUGCAUUCCAGCUUAGGAGGACCUACAACGGUUGCCUGUUCUGGUCGUCUCCUGUUUUCGUGUCAGCGGCGACCUUUAUAACAUGCUAUCUUUUGAAAACCCCUCUUGAUGCUAGCAAUGUUUUCACCUUUGUGGCAACUCUACGUCUUGUGCAAGACCCUGUUAUAUUGAUGCCGGAUGUUAUUGCUGCUGUGAUACAAGCUAAGGUUGCUUUCACUCGGAUAUCAAAGUUCCUUGAUGCGCCUGAGCUAAAUGGACAAGUUAGGAAGAAAUACUAUAGUGGCAUUGAUUGUCCUAUAGCGAUGAAUUCGUGUAGCUUCUCAUGGGAAGAGAAUACAUCAAAACCAACUCUAAAGAAUAUAAAUCUGGUAGCCAAAGCUGGAGAAAAAAUAGCAAUAUGUGGAGAGGUAGGUUCAGGUAAGUCGACGCUUUUGGCUGCUGUACUCGGAGAGGUCCUCAGAACUGAAGGCAUGAUGCAAGUCUGUGGGAAAAUAGCAUAUAUUUCUCAGAAUGCAUGGAUCCAAACAGGAACCGUGCAAGAGAAUAUUCUCUUUGGAUCGCCGAUGGACGGGGAAAGGUACCACAACACAGUCGUGAGGUGCUCGUUGGUCAAGGACCUUGAAAUGUUGCCAUAUGGAGAUUGCACACAAAUUGGGGAGAGAGGAGUAAAUCUUAGUGGUGGUCAGAAGCAGCGCGUUCAGCUUGCUCGUGCACUAUACCAAAAUGCAGACAUCUAUCUUCUUGAUGAUCCUUUCAGUGCUGUUGAUGACCAUACAGCUACAAGUCUCUUUAAUGAAUAUGUCAUGGGUGCUCUAUCAGACAAGACUGUUCUUUUGGUGACACACCAAGUGGAUUUUCUACCUGUAUUUGACUCCAUUUUGUUAAUAUCAGACGGAGAGGUCAUUCAGUCUGCACCUUAUCAAGAUCUAUUGGCAGAUUGUGACGAAUUUAAAGACCUUGUAAAUGCCCCAUAAAAAUACUAUUGGUGUUUCAGAUCUUAAUAGCAGUAUAUCCCCUCAAGGAUCUAAGGAAGUAUCAAUAAAGGAGGCAGAUGGUAUUCAUACAGAGUCUGUGAAGCCAUCGCUGGCGGAUCAACUGAUAAAGAAAGAGGAAAGAGGAACAGGGGAUGCAGGUGUUAAGCCUUAUAUGCUUUACUUGCGCCAGAACAAAGGAUUCCUGUAUUUAUCUUUUUGUAUCAUUUCUCACAUGAUUUUCAUUGCUGGACAAAUAUCACAAAAUGCAUGGAUGGCUGCUAAUGUCCAAAAUCCUCAUGUUGCUGCACUGAAGUUAAUUUCUGUGUACAUCAUUAUCGGAGUUUGCUCGAUGUUUUUCUUGCUAUCAAGAUCUUUAUCAGUCGUUGUUCUUGGGAUUCAGACAUCAAGAUCCUUAUUUUCCCAGUUACUCAAUUCAUUGUUCCAUGCACCAAUGUCAUUUUUUGAUUCUACUCCUCUAGGACGGGUUCUU